AUUAUUGAUGCCAGCAACUUGAAGAAAGCUUUUGCUUCAAGCAAACAACAAAUCUUUCUACAAACGAAUUCAAUUACUAUUAAUCACACUUUUUAAAAAAAAUAAUCAUACUUAUUACUUGCUUCCAACUACAAGAUCCUCCAUUUUUGAGAGACCAUUCAAUUUUUUCUAACAUAUGGAAGAAGGAUUAGUUGGCCCACGGAUAUACAGUUGCUGUAAAUGCAGAAAUCACAUUGCUUUUCAUGAUGAUAUCGUCUCCAAAAAUUUUCAGGCAAGAACAGGGAGAGCUUAUUUAUUUACACAUGCCAUGAAUGUAGUAAUAGGGCAGAAGGAAGAUCGGCACCUAAUGACAGGUUUGCAUACUGUGGCAGAUGUUAAGUGUUCUGAUUGUGGGGAAGUUUUAGGAUGGAAAUAUGAAAGAGCAUAUGAUGAAAGCCAGAAAUACAAAGAAGGAAAAUUUGUUUUCGAAAGAUUUAAGAUUGUAAAAGAUAAUUGGUAGCCUGUGUGGGAAAUUGAUGUUGAUUUCACAUAUUUAAAGUGUAAGUAUGUGCCUAAUUGGAAAAUUUGUACAAAGAAUUUGAACAUUAUUUGUUUGAUAAAUAAACUUAAAUUAGAUCAGA
Molecule: messenger RNA, 620 nt
Organism: Nicotiana tabacum (common tobacco)
Lineage: Eukaryota; Viridiplantae; Streptophyta; Magnoliopsida; Solanales; Solanaceae
Source: RefSeq, a predicted model, not a curated record